Messenger RNA from Mizuhopecten yessoensis (Yesso scallop), 6434 nucleotides. Its product is annotated as lymphocyte-specific helicase-like. The record is from RefSeq and is a predicted model, not a curated record. The transcript is spliced from 22 exons. Gene Ontology annotation, cellular component: nucleus; pericentric heterochromatin. NCBI's taxonomy places the organism in Eukaryota, Metazoa, Mollusca, Bivalvia, Pectinida, Pectinidae. Gene Ontology annotation, molecular function: chromatin binding; ATP-dependent chromatin remodeler activity; ATP binding. Gene Ontology annotation, biological process: lymphocyte proliferation; negative regulation of gene expression via chromosomal CpG island methylation; pericentric heterochromatin formation. Bases 267 to 3395 code for a protein of 1042 amino acids.
GAAAAGAAGGUUGUGUUACCUAACUGAAGUCACCAGAAAAACCUGUGAAACAAGAGUAAAAAUGUGAAGAUCGCUGAUUAAAACAGGUUAAAAGGAUCAAAACAGAAAAUCACCACCGCAAGAAAACGAUCGCUGUUAAAAUCCACGGGAAACAUUAGAGUGGGAGCUGUCGGCUGCGUUGGGCAAGUCAGCUGUUUUCGUGUGAGGAACGUGCACUGUCAUUUUACCGUUAUAAUAUCCAGCGAUUGUCAUAAUUCACGAGAAAUAUGAGUGUUACAGUGGUGGAGGCCGCUAAAAGUUCAGGAAAGAGGAGCGACUCGCCUGUCCUCCCCAAAGAUGAGGCCUACGAGCCGGGAGAGGAUGCUCAUCACAAUCUCGCUGCAGGAGCUUCUGCUGUGGAGGGCUCCAACACUAGUGCUGAACAAAUAAAGCAAGAAUUUACAGAAGAGGAAUCUCCAAUGGCAGUGGAUGAAGUUGACGGUGACGCUGUCAAAGCAGAAGGGUCAUUAGUGACGAAGCAAAUGAUUGAGGAGGAGGAACAGCUGAACAAGGAGGGAGAAGAGGAAGACAAAAAACAGCGGGACGAACAUGCAAAGCAAUGGGAGGACAUGGAUAAACAAAUAAAAGAACAGCGCUACAAGAGACUGCAGUUUCUACUGAGUAAAAGUAACAUGUACACUCAGUACCUUUUGAACAGAAUGCAGAAACAAACUGAGGAGGAGAAAAAGAAACAAGAACUUCGGGAAAAACGAAGAGUAAAGGCAGAGGAAAAAAAGAAGAAAGCACUGGAGGAACAAGAGAAGGCGAAAAGUCUGGAAAUCCCCAAAGAAGCAGAUGUGGAGACAAAGUCAUUAUCCUCCCCACUGAAAUCAACGAUACCACAGCACUCGGGUAACUCUCCUCAGACGGCAGACAUUGCUCCUUCCCCCAGAUCCACACGGUCCAGGAAAUCAACAAAAGUUCAGGGGUCACAGAGUUCACAGGAGUCACAAAGUUCACAGGGGUCACAAAGUUCACAGGAUAACUCGUCAAGUCAAAGUGAAACCACCAGUAAGAAGCGGGGAAGGAAGAGAAAGGUGGACAGUGUGGAGGGAGCUGACAUUUCUAAGUUUUUCUCAGCGACUGACAAAAGGAAAAAAACACAGGAUGGGGAUGGAAAAUCUUUGGAUGAAGACAAAUCAAACACAGCAGAAAACAAUGAGAAAGUGCAAGCAAAUAAAGCUGAAUUAGAAACAAAGACACCAGAGGUUAAAAUGGAGCAAGGGGAGGAUGUCAAACCCGACAUAAAAGAGGCCAAUGGUGAAACAAAGACGGAGGAGGAAGAGUCGGAGAUGUAUGAUACCAGCAUGCCAUUUGUGCAGCCCAAAUUGUUCAGUGGUGGAAAGCUGAGACAGUACCAGUCUGAAGGGUUUACCUGGCUUAAGACCUUGUAUGAGAAUGGCGUCAACGGUAUCCUUGGCGACGAGAUGGGACUGGGAAAGACGAUCCAGUGCAUAGCCAUGUUGGCUCACUUGGUGUCGAUGGGUGUGCCCGGGCCCUUUAUUGUGUGUGCACCACUCUCCACUCUGCCUAACUGGUUUUCCGAGUUCAAGAGGUUUGCACCAAAGGUGCCUGUGAUUAUGUACCAUGGCGACCGUGACGAGAGGACUCGGCUCAGGAUGAAGAUGUACAAGAAAUACCAGGUGAAGAAGGACAUUGAAGUCCAGCCUGUUGUCAUCACAUCGUACGAGAUCACAAUGAGGGACCGCAAACUGCUCGGCUCCUUCGAGUGGAAAUACCUCAUAGUGGACGAAGGUCACCGCAUCAAAAACACACAUUGUCGCCUAAUCAGGGAACUUCGCUUGUAUAGGAACACUCACCGACUUCUCCUGACGGGCACACCACUACAGAACAACUUGUCGGAGCUCUGGUCACUCCUCAACUUCCUUCUUCCAGAGAUCUUUGAUGACUUGGGAAGCUUUGAGACUUGGUUUGAUUUGGAGAGAUUAUCAGGGAACAACGCUGAUGAAGAAAUCGUAAAGGAAGAACAGCAGACUAACAUCCUGUCCAUGCUACACCAGAUCCUGACACCAUUUAUGUUGCGGAGGCUGAAACAGGACGUGGAACUGAACAUCCCCCCUAAGAAGGAGAUCAUGGUGUUUGCCCCUCUGACAAAGAUACAGCAGGAAUUCUACAGCAGCCUGCUUGACCGCACCCUCUUACAGCGAUUAAGUCCGACAGAGAAAGUUGAGGAGAAGGUUGAAGUUAAUGAGAAAGGCCGUCCGAUUAGGAAGAAGGCUAAGCAGAAAGUCAACUACAAAUUGAUGAUGGAGGACAAGUCUGAGAGUGCAGAAUCGGAGAAAACAGAGGAAGCAAUGGAAAAAGAAGAGGAAGACCUAGCUGCAUGGGUAGCUGCCGUUAGUGACGAGGCGAAGCAGAACACUUUGAGGCCAGCAAAGAAUGUGGUUAUGAAGACAUCCCAGUUAAAUGUCAGGCUACUCAACGUGAUGAUGCAGCUACGCAAAUGUUGUAACCAUCCAUACCUGCUGGAGUACCCGCUCAACCCCGGGACUGGCGACUUCAUGGUGGACGAGGAUGUCAUCAGGAAGAGUGGCAAAAUGCUGCUGCUGGACCGCAUGCUGAAGCAGCUGAAAGCCGGAGGUCACAAGGUGCUGAUUUUCUCCCAGAUGACCAAAAUGCUGGAUAUCCUAGAGGACUUCUGUUUCUUGAGAUCGUACAAGUUUUGUCGUCUGGACGGUGGUUGUAAUGUUCAAAACAGGCAGGAAUCGAUGGCAACAUUCAACACUGACCCGGAAGUGUUUCUGUUCCUGCUGAGUACAAGAGCAGGAGGACUUGGUAUCAACCUGGUGGCUGCGGACACUGUCAUCAUCUAUGACAGCGAUUGGAAUCCCCAGAGUGACCUGCAGGCCCAGGACCGAUGUCACAGGAUUGGACAGACAAGACCAAUCUGUGUGUAUCGCUAUGUGACCGCUAACACCAUUGACCAGCGUAUCGUGGAGCGAGCAGCCGCCAAGAGGAAAAUAGAGAAAAUGGUCAUCCACAAAGAGAAGUUCAAGAGUGGUAUAAAGAACUUCACUACAAGCUUACAGCCCCUCACCCAGCUGGAGUUACUGGACCUUCUCAAGUCGAACGACCACCAGAUGGAGAUGAACAGCUCCAGAGCUGGCAGUGUGAUCAGUAACCGCGACCUUGAACGACUCCUCGAUAGGUCUGACCUAUACGAGCAAUGGAAGGCAGCAGGCAACAAGGAUGAUGGUUCCUUUGUGAAGAAGAAGUCGAAAGCAGCACCACAGGAGGUGAAGGGCGUGUUCAAGGUCAUCAAACAGGAAGAGGAUGUGAAAGACAAGAUGGCUGAAGAUACCACUGUAACGUCACAACCAACAGCUUCUUCCUGAUAACGGGCAGUGAAAGUAGAAGUCUUCAGGAUUGGAAACAGAUGUUAUAACUUCAUGUAGUUAAAACCAACACAGUUCAGGGACCAUGAUAAAAUAUUGGUGUUGAAGGGGACAAAUCAGAAGUGUGGUUUGUGUCCAAGUGAAGGAAGUGGACACUGGAAAAACAGGAAGGCAUUUGAUUAUCAGGGGUGCAGUCAAGAUUGUAGAUCAUACAUAGUUAAUUCAAGAAAGACUUGCUGAUUUUAAUAACCCUUUCACCACUGUAGACCAUAAUGAACUCAUCCAUAUCACUGCAUGGUAGAGUCUACUAAAGUUACAUAGGGGUGAAAGGGUUAAACAGCUUUAAUACUUAUUGUUAUGGCAGUAUAAGGUCACUGACAUAUUGUUGGGCCAGUUAAUUUUGUUAAAGUCGAGCUUCAUAGUAAGAAUUGAAAUACUGUCUGUGUUACAUGAAAUAACUCCUGAUUUUCAGAAUAUGAAGAAAUGUAUAAAAAUUCACAUUUCAAGCUCCACGUAAUGAUGUUAUACUGGGUUCCUGUUUCUCCUCAAAUUCUUUGUUGUCUUAAAAUUAAAGACGAAUAGUCUACAGACCUACUUGAAUUGAUGCAUCCCAGAUAAAUAUUUUUUACCAGUUUGUGUUCAAAUAUAAAUUUAUCCAUUUGUCAUUUACAUUAAAUUGCGAGUCGACAUAAUGUCUCUGCAGUGCGUCGUGUUUCAUUGCUCAUAAUUUCAUCAUCAUUCAUUGAUAAAUAUCAAAACAGCACUUCGUAAUCAUUGAACACGUCAUCAUAGAGUUGUGAAUACUUUUAUUUUAGACAACCAUAUAUAGAUACAUACAUAUAGAUUUAUGAGAAUAGCGUAGACAUAUAUAUAUAUAUAUAUAUAUAGACUUGUGAGAGAGGUUUUACUGAGAAACCUGUCCAAUCUGACACCGGGUGAAUACUUACUGUAACAUUACAGGUCUUGGUCAUUGAAGCAUUUUUGAACAGAAAAUCUGUGCUGGAAAUUUAAAUUUGAAUAUCUUUAACCCUUUCACCACUGUAGACCAUAAUGGACUUGUUCAUAUCAAUGUAUAGUAUUGUCUACUAAAGUUACAUAGGGGUGAAAGGGUUAACACAACACCGUGGUCGACUCCUCAUAAAUAAUGGGUUGAUUUAAAAUCGCUACCCUGUCCUCUGAUGGGCCAAGAGUUUAUUUUAUUAAUUUUCAAUUCUAUUCGUUUGAUUUUAAACAUUGUACAAGUGUUCCUGCCAAUUCCAUGACAAAGUUGUUAUUUUAAUUAUUUGAGUCGAAGAUAAGAAAUAUCAGAUGGUCACCAUGGUUUCAAGACUUCACAGAGACCACAUACAAAAGAUGUGUGUCCCUAAUUGAAAUGUGUGUUGGGUUUCUAAACUGUCAUUUACAAGAAAAUUAGUCCAGCCUUGUCAGACAAUUUUUAUGUAGAUGGCUUAAGUUUGAUAGUAGGAGGCCAACUAUGAAGGGCCGUAGGCAGCCGGGGGCAGAGCACGAUAUGGGUUGGUAACAAACAUAAAGGUAAAAUCUCAGGAAUUCUGAACAGUGUCGGGCUUGGCAGGAGCUUGAUUAUCCAGGUGUCAGAUAAGACAGGUUUGACUGUAUGUAUGUGAAAGUCUGAGUUAAAUGUUAGAGUACAUGUUGUAUGGAAGUGUGUUUUAAGGGAGUGUGUUUAUUUGAUGGUGCUCAAGAUAUAUUUUGCAUAUUUUACAUUGUAUAACUCCUUCGUAUGAGUUUGUUUAUGUUACUUUAGUAGUAGCUACUGGUAUACAGGGCCAGAGAAUUAUAUAAUGCAUAUGAAAUACCUCAAGUUCAAUACUUUAACCCAAGUGUUGUGUAUGGUACUGGAUUAAAACCUUGGCAGUGUUGGAGUGAUCACAAUACAUGGGCUCCAUCAAGUGUUUUCAUUAUAAAGUUUUAGCAGCUGUCUUAGAGAACAAUACUGGUUCCUCUUCUAUGUGUCCAGAUUUUCAAAGUUCAAUUUGACUUAAGGCUGUAGGCUACCUUAAACAUUACACCUCCGAUUUGUCUUAAAUUUUAACUCUCGAAAAUGUUAUUGGCAUCAUCUAUCUACCGGUCGUCUGUUGUCUACGACGAGCUUGUCCAGAGCUUCCUCACUGACUAAAGUGUUCAACCAGACAAACUGAAGGAUGUAGAAAAUCUAGUGCUGGGUUUAGUCAGAUACAUGCAGUAUGUUUAUGGGUUUCAGGAGAGUUACCCAAACAAAAGAAUACAAAAUAAUGUUAAACAUAUAAUACAAGUUUGUUGAAAACUUUCCGUUAUAUAUCUCUAUGAAAUUAUUUUCUGUAAGGAUACAAAAUUAUCCUAUGAAAGAAAGCAAACAUAAUUGAAAAUUUGAAGACAUUUUUAAGAAAACAGUCCUUUUCUGUUACUUCUUAUAAGGUAUUUAACUAACCUCAUUUAUAUUAGAUUUCUUUUAAAUGCAUUUCCAAGGGAAAAAUGUUACCCACGAUGACCUUUUGGGGGAGAUAUGAAGGAAAUACAAGAACCCAUCUAUUUGAUCAAGGAGUUCAUAUGGAAAAAUAAUUUAAGAAUGAGAUAUAAUGUUUCAACAAAAAGUAAUUUACAUUAUUUAAUUACAGUUAUGUAAUUUAUUCCUGGUGAUUUUAAUGCAUCAAUAACUUAUUCCCUUAAUAAUCAUUGCAUGACAAUGUGUUAUCUAUUUGUUAACAUACAUAAAUGUUUAGAGUUUUUAAUUAUGUAUUUUGCUGAUGUGAUCAUCUACAAUACAGUCCUUAGGAAAGGUUUGCAAUUAAAGUUUGUAUUUAUCAUUAUCUAAAUUUUAAUUAAGUUAAACAUAUGUGAUUUAAUGAAUGGGUUAAUUUUUGCCUUUGAACCUAUCCUUAUGGGAAAUAAUUUCUGUGGUUAUAUCUUCUUAAACAGUUCUAACAGAAAGUGUGCCGACUUUAUUGAACAAAACAUUUUCUGAUCGUUUCUAAAAGUUUGGUUUGUGCAUUAUCAAUUCAUUUUAUUUUCUAAAUGAAAAAUAAAAUAUUUUAAAGAUCA